CUGGCCCCGGCAGGAGACAGCUGAGUCCUCGCCGAGUCACGAAUGAGCCUCCGGUGAGGGAGCUUCGUUCCUUUCGUGAAAUCUCGUGUACCUUCGCCGGCGCUUAUCAUUACACGCCAAUAAAUCGCGCGUCGUUCUCUUCGGUUGGCUGAUAAUCGUCUUCUCGCGGACACGUUGGAGAUCCCCCGCGUUUACGCAUUCACGCGGGAAACGAACAGUGUUAAAUGUCGAGGUGAUUGGUAGAGUGUCAUGGUUCUGGUGCAUGGAGAUAUCCACCGCACACAAGUAGCCCCGACUUGCGUACGGAUACGCUUCCGUGCAACUUGCGCGCACGCGAGACCUUUCGACGAAUCUCCGAUGGAAGAUCGAGAGGGCUGAAUCGGAGGCGAAAAUAUGCCCGGGCGAUCACCAGCGAGGGCGUACGAGCGGCCCAUUGCGAGCGCGGGCCGCAAGCUCGCCGCUACUUGAAUGUCACCGCCGGAGAACAAAUGACCAGGGCGCGGGAUGGGCGAAUCCUGGCUCUCGGUCUUACUCGCUGCCACGCUGACAACGAUGAUGAUGACAGCGAUGACGAAAGCCGAUCCAUUUUCAACGCCGUCGACGAUCACUCGUGACGAUUUUGUCGAUUCCAAACUGUCGCCCAUCGAGGAAGCGCUGGACGUGAUAGAGGCGGCAUCAACGGGUUCUCUGGGAGAGGUGUGCGUCAAUUCAGCGGGAUUUAAAUCACUACCAGCUGGUGUCGCUCUGGAUUCGAGACGUUAUGACACGGCGCGUCAGAAGACUGACUUGACCGCGAUGAUGCUCCAAAAUCUCGGGGCUGUUGAGGCGAUGCGACGUAACGCUCUUUUAGAUGCCCUGACGAAGUCUCUGCUCGUGUCGGUGGACGACGCGUUGGAGGCGAGGGUGAUAGCGCUAAACGCCUCUACCGGUACGGUGAUUACCGCGGUAUGGCUGAAGCGUAGCCCUGGAAGCGUAGGCGAGCCCUCCAAGGUUGAGAAUCACGCGCUCCAACCCGGAUCACAGCCGGACUCCAAUUUACCGUGGUUCGAGAAUGCAGGCAGCAGUGCUGGAUUAAGGUCACCGAAAUUCAUGCAGUCACCGCCGAUUGAAUCCUACAGGGGUUGGUGGACUAUCCCGUACUUUUCUUGCAAGACUCGCCGCUGGCUCAUCUCGUACAGCGUCAACGUACAAUCGCCGGAUGUUCGUCCCAGGGUACGAGAAUUCAUCAGUAUAGAUAUUGAUAUAAGCGGGCUGGAGGUCAACCAAUGCUCAACUGCAUCGCCGCAAAAUCGCAAUGACGAGCUCGAUCAUUUCUCCAGUAAUCAAAUAGCCUUCUUCAAGGACACACAUAAGUGUCAUACCGACACUACGCAGUGCGUGUAUCAGGGUCCUGAUAGCCGAGUGAACGAAAAUGGCGUGGGCGCUGGUUGGACGAAAGGCGCGUACAUGUGUAAAUGUCGGCAAGGUUUUUACAGCCUCAGUCAUCAUCGGGCGGGUUUCGACGGGAGUCUCGUGGAAGCCGCGUGGAAGGAAAUGAGGGAGAACAAGAGUGACUUCUACGAGAGGACAUUUCGAUGUCUGCGCUGUGCACCAGGAUGCGCCAGAUGCAAGGGCCCCGAGCCUUGCCUAGCAACGUACAAUUGGCCCUUUAGAAUCACGCUGUUAGCUGUUUCAAUUUUUUGCGCGUUUGGCACCAUCGUCCUGGUAGCGUACAUGUAUCAGCAUCGUAAACUGAAAGUAUUCAAGGUUGCUUCGCCGAUAUUCCUAUCCAUCACGCUCUUGGGCUGCGCCUUGAUGUAUCUCGAGAUGGCCGCCAUAUUCCCUGUUCUCGAUAUGUAUUCGUGCAUCGCCACAAAGUGGACGAGGCAUAUGGGAUUCUGCAUCUCGUAUACGGCGCUGUUAAUGAAAACCUGGCGGGUUUCGCUCACGUAUCGGGUGAAAAGUGCUCAUAAAGUUAAACUUACGGACAAGCAGCUGUUGCAAUGGAUGGUGCCUAUACUACUAGUGAUGUUGAUUUUUCUUGGAACGUGGACUGUCAGCUCGCCGCCUUACGCGGAAGUAAUCACGGAUAAUCACGACUUAAAGUUUUACCAGUGUUCGUAUAACUGGUGGGAUCAUAGCCUGGCUAUCGGUGAAAUUCUCUUUCUCGCCUGGGGCAUAAAAGUAUGUUACAACGUGCGAAACGCGGAGAGUCUAUUUAACGAGGCCCGUUUGAUAAGUUACGCCAUUUAUAAUAUAGCCGCGGUGAACAUAACCAUGAUAGCCAUUCACCUCUUCAUAUUUCCUCGUGCCGGGCCGGAUAUCAAAUAUCUGCUUGGCUUCCUGCGGACUCAACUUUCAACGUCUGUUACGGUCUUUCUUGUAUUCGGUCCUAAAGUGAUCAGAGUAUUGCGUGGCCAGGGAGAUCAGUGGGAUAGUCGAGCGAGAGCGCGAGGCGUCACCGCGAGCUUCUCUCUGAACGGGAUCGGCUUGGUGCCGGAGGAGACGACGGAUUUAUACCAAGAAAAUGAAGAGCUUAAGGAGGAAAUCCAAAAAUUGGCCGCGAGAAUCGAAUUUAUGAAGAUAGUGCACAUGGAGGUGCACAACAGGCACAUCAAGCCAAAGAUGGGCGGUUACUUUAGCACGCAUGGUCACGGUCACGGACACCCAUCCGCCGGUCAGAGUCCCAUCGUCAAGAGUUCGACGGCCAGUUUUAUUCUCAAACAGACGGCCGUGGAGCGAGGUGCAACGGCAGCCGCAGCCGCGGCCGUCGAGGAUUCGACCUUCCCGUCCGGAAGUCUACACAGAGCGCGAAGGAUGGAAAUGUUGAGGGAAAGGAAAGCGGAAAGGGAGAGGGAGCGCGAGAAAGAGCGAAACAAGGACAAGGAGCAAAAGGAGAAAUCGCAGCAGGAGAAACCGCGAGAAUCGAGUGGCGAGAAGGUUUGACUAGUGAUCAAUAGCGAGGAGGUAUGGUUGUGACGAAGACAGUGUUCCGACGAAAGCGAGAAAACGAGAAAAAUCUUAUAUCCGCGGAAGAAAAGGAGGAAGAAGAAAUUGGAAAAAUUCAGGUUGUAUCCUCUAAUGGACAGGAGACUGCCCGUAUUUGUAUAAAAAGCCAUAUAAUCAAAACCAUCGCGUUCACUGUCUUCGCGCCAUUAUAAUAGUGAUAUCUUGGUAAUUACUAGAGAGUGAUGUACGAUAUAUAUCUCUUAAAAUUAUAAAAUCUCUAUCGAAUCGAGAACGCACGAAGAGCGAAAGACGACGACGAUGGCAUUCCAUGUUCCUAUCCGUCUUGCAGCAGCGACAACGUCGUUGCCUUCAAGGACAUGGCGUAUUGUUAUUAUAUAUUAAAUUUCAAUAUUUUCUUUCCGAUAUAAAAAGCAUUCUCGAAUGCAAAGGACGCCAUCAAUGCAGCGCGAUUAACUGUAAAACAAAUUGUGUUUCUAAAAAACGGAUGUGUUUCGUUGAGAAAUUAGACGGAGCAAAGGAAAGAAAACUGUAAUACCGAGCUGUCACAAAUGCACAAAGAAUGCACAGGCGAAUCGUCGUCGCUUCAACGAUACAAUUCCGCUUUCCGCAAGUGUAAUGUGUCGCUUCGUUGCGAGCAUUCGAUAGAAUUGUAAAAAACGCGCGUGUGUUCUUAAGUUACUCUUAUUGAAAUCGUUUACGUCCGUUUGCGAUGACGCGCGUGCUUUUGUCAAACACAGAAUCGCAGAGAUCUUUCUCGAUAUUAAGAACAAAAGUGGGGACGACAAAGGAAUCCCUUCUUAAAUGUUACAUAAGCGUCAUGUUCUCGGGUUUUAAAUACGUUUCUCAGGCAAUUUUAUCAUGCCAGAGUGAAACAUCAUCUAUUCUUGAAAGAUAUACAAAUAUCACAAUUUGAAUGUAAAUGUUAAUUUUUAAGCAGUAAUAAUAUACAUAUAAUACGAGUAAAAUAGGCGCGUACUUUUCCGAAUUGGACAUUUGAUAGGCUUGACCAAUAAGUGUCAUUGAAUGUAUGGAAUUUCUUUAUUUAAUUUUAUCUCCGAAUCAUAUUCGAUGCAAUAUGUAAUUCUUCUUCGUGCUCUUUGUUGUUCUCUCAUUUAUAUUACUUUUUAUUUAAUUUGAAACAUAUUUUGUUUAUAGUUUUCAUAGAGAUUUCAAAUGUAGAGUUACAUUUAAAAUUGCAAACAACCGAGCGAUAAUUAUUCGUAACAAGAUUGUAUAAAUGUUAACAUAAAUGUGACAAUAAAGUUACACAAGGGCUGUAAAAGAAUAUCAACUUUGUUGACGAUCGUAAAGUUGCUCGCGUCUGUGGCCCGUAAGGAAAAAAAAGAGAUAAAUCAAAACGAGAAGAAAGCUAAAAAGAGAAGUAGAGAUAUAAAAAAUUGUGCGAUUAAUAAGAUCUUUGCCUUGUUGGUUUACACUUUUUUAAGAGCUUACGUUUUCACGAUAGAAUGCUGUUAUUAUAGAUCGCGUACAGUUAUGUGUUAACAACGACCGGACAGAUAUUGCUGUUCGUGUCUAAGAUAUUUAUCGUUAGUAAUAUCGUUGUUGUUGAAUAUAUGACUGGAUGGAAUGGAGAUGAGUGAUGCAAAUAUGUGUGUUACAAGUACAACAUAGAUAUAUUCGAUUGAUGAAGAAUUUAUCGAACAUAGUAAGCCCUGCGAGACUUACAUUGUGAGAUCGUAUGGAUCGAUUUACUUUAAUUUUUUUUAAGAUAUCACAUUGCAAUAUCCCUAUCUUGAACGACUCUCCAAUCUGUUCGUUCUGCUACGAUAAUUAUGUUUAAUUAACGAUUAACUUUGAACAUCGAUAAUCGUUUCCGUUUUAUCGGAAUAAUUUUCAAAUAGUGAAUAUAAAUAUUCGCGACAUAGAUAUAAUUUUUAAUAAGCACAAAUUUUUCGCACUCUUGCGUUUAUCUAAAUACAUUAAGGACAUACGAAAGUAUCGAUUCGUCGAGCAGAUUGUCAAUUGGUAAAUAAGCACGGUGAGUCAAUUUCGAGGAUCGUCACGAAUCGAAUCUGUCGCGCGGAAGCCUGAUCUCGGAUCCCAGGCCGUAAAUCGGUGAUUCGUUAGAAAAAAAGCGAGAAAGAGAGAUAGCGCGUUUCGCGUAUAAAUAAUAUACAUAUGUAUAUCCAUUAUUUGUUUAAGGGAAUUAUAGCGUAAUGGACAGAAAGAUUUUCACACAUAUUUACGUUUCUCCGAUUAAGUACAAACGACAACGCGAUAACGAUCCCGUUGCGUUGCCUUAUGUGCGCUCGAUGUAAAUCGUAAAAUGCGCUAUAUAGCUUGUGGCGCGCGCGAUAGUUCGUGAUAAUAGAUCGUAAGAGAUGAAUCUGCUUUCAGUGUUGCGUAUCGUACGUUUGAAAAAUCCGCUUCGUUUACAAGAGAAA
Messenger RNA from Formica exsecta, 5354 nucleotides. Its product is annotated as probable G-protein coupled receptor CG31760. Gene Ontology annotation, biological process: G protein-coupled receptor signaling pathway. The transcript has 19 exons. The record is from RefSeq and is a predicted model, not a curated record. Gene Ontology annotation, cellular component: membrane. NCBI's taxonomy places the organism in Eukaryota, Metazoa, Arthropoda, Insecta, Hymenoptera, Formicidae. Bases 505 to 2925 code for a protein of 806 amino acids. Gene Ontology annotation, molecular function: G protein-coupled receptor activity.